Opisthorchis viverrini is the source of this 1784-nucleotide messenger RNA. RefSeq lists its product as hypothetical. The record is from RefSeq and is a predicted model, not a curated record. Gene Ontology annotation, biological process: positive regulation of receptor internalization; regulation of Arp2/3 complex-mediated actin nucleation; receptor clustering. Gene Ontology annotation, molecular function: protein domain specific binding; phospholipid binding; protein kinase C binding. Gene Ontology annotation, cellular component: trans-Golgi network membrane. Bases 1 to 1452 code for a protein of 483 amino acids. NCBI's taxonomy places the organism in Eukaryota, Metazoa, Platyhelminthes, Trematoda, Opisthorchiida, Opisthorchiidae. The transcript has 7 exons.
AUGGCUCAGUGGUUAGAGCGCGGAUUUGCUGACCGGAAGGUCCGUGGUUCGAACCCGGCCUCUGCCUCUCCACUUCCUCUGACUAAGCUUGGAAAACCUGGAAUUAUCCCAGCCCUCGUGCCUUCUGCGUGUGGCAUUGCAGCUAGGCACCGAAAGAGUGCUGCAGAUGAACGAUUUUUUAGGCCCCGCAGUGGUAUGACUGUUACAAGCGGAUGUGUCACGCUGACCAAAGAUGCGCAAAAUCUUGUUGGGAUAAGUAUCGGUGGGGGCGCACCUUACUGCCCUUGCUUGUAUGUGGUUCAAGUUUUCGACUCCACUCCAGCCUCAGAGGAUGCAACCUUGCAGGCUGGAGAUGAAAUCACGGCGGUCAAUGGUAUUGCUUUGAAGGGGAAGUCGAAAGUUGAAGCUGCUCGCUUGAUCCAGAGUUUCAAGGAUAAAGUGGUGAUCAACUUCAACAAGCUCCACGCCGAUCCGAAACAAGGGAAAACACUGGAUAUUGUAUUGAAAAAAGCCAAGCAUCGUGUGGUUGAGUUCAUGGAAAGUAGCACGGCCGAUGCCCUCGGUCUGAGCCGCGCUAUUCUGGUUAACGGUACCGUUCUCUUUCGACGAACAUUAUUGACAUGCUCUAUCACAGAUGGUUUGGUAAAGAAAUUCGAUGAACUGAACAAAACUGCAACAAUGUUCUCCGGAAUGAUGGCCCACGCCAAGAAUCUACUGCGGGCAAUCUAUGAACUUUCGCGGAUAUACUCAGGUUUGGCUGAUGUCUUUUCCGAAAUCGGCGUGAAGGAACCCAUGCUUCGCACCAGUGAAGCAUUCACACAGUUUGGGACAACACAUCGAAGUAUGGAACGUUUCUCCAUAGAAAUGUUGAAGAAAAUCAAACCGUCUUAUUGCUUGAAAGUUAAAGAAAUGGAUGAUGAAGAAUACAGUUUUGCACUCGUCCAUGAACCACUUUACCGUGUGGAAACUGGUAAUUACGAGUACCGGUUGAUACUACGGUGUCGCCAAGAUGCUCGCACCCGCUUUGCGAAGAUGCGCAGCGAUGUCCUGGUGAAGUUAGAAUUAUUGGAUAAUAAGCAUGUGCAAGAUACCGUGAAACAGUUGCAACGUUUCAUCGACGCCAUGGCUGCUUAUCACGAUCAGUGCUACGGUGUAAUGAAACAGGCGAAAAUUUUCCCACUGGAAGUUGAUCUGGAUCGAACAGCAUUCACUUAUGAUACAGGUAUUAUCAACACUGGUGAAGACGACCUGGAAGUUGGAGAAGAAACAAACGAGCGUGGAGAACGCGUCCAAAUGAUGGAUGAUCUAACUGACGAUUUUCAGCUGAUUGAUUUAAGUGCACCGACUGAGGCUCCUAGUCAAGAUGCCCACGGGGAUGUUUUGUUGCUAGGCGAUAAUGAUCUUCAAGGUCAAUUGUGUCCCAGCGUCCAGGACCUAGUCGGACUGAAUUGAUUCCCGCCUGACACUUGUAUGCUGUUCUUUUUCAUUUGUACAUAGAAUGGGGUGCUGGAACGACUCGUUUUCCAUGGUAGAGUCUUAUUUUUUUCACGUAUUCCUAAUCGAACAAAAUAACCGACUCAGUCGCGCGCAACUUAACUGUCGUAACAUGACCAGACGAUCUGCAAUGUGAUAUCCUGUCAUUUCCUGUGCUUCACUUCAUUCCGAACGGAGCAUUAAUCCAUGACCUUAUCAGUGAAUGUUCAUUCUUUCUUUGGCCUUAGUUUGGUUGAAAUCGUUCUGUCUUUGUAUUGGCCUUUUUGUAAUAUCUGUGAUCAUGCUCCAUU